AGCUUCAUUGUCGUACAUGGCUUCUCCCGUGGACCGGCUGCCCAAGUCAACUUUCUUGAUCAUACUUCUCCUUUCAGUUUUAUCCCUCCAAUGCUUCAGGAUUGGUGCUCAUGGCGGCGAUGAUCAAGAAAGCAGUAGUGAUGGUGACAACACAGAUCUGCACUCAAAAGGGCUAAUUCUCGUCAAAAUCUGGUGUUUGAUCAUUUUCUUUGCUAGCACAUUUGCUGGUGGAGUCUCCCCUUAUUUUUUCCGAUGGAACGAAAGCUUCCUACUUAUGGGAACUCAAUUUGCUGGAGGGGUGUUUCUGGGAACUUCUCUUAUGCACUUCCUGAGCGACUCAACCUCGACUUUUGCUGAUCUAACAACAAAAUCUUAUCCAUUUUCUUUCAUGUUGGCAUCCGCGGGCUAUCUUCUGACCAUGUUUGGUGAUUGCAUAGUGAUCUUGGUCACAAAGGGUGCUGAGAAAGAUAAUAGAGUCGAAGUUGAAGAAGGCAGGGCAGCAUCUGGGGGAUACGGUGAAGAAGAGGGAAUGCAUCACAACCCAGUUUCUGUGAAAACGUCGUCCGUUGGGGAUACCAUACUUCUCAUCCUAGCUCUGUGUUUCCACUCAGUUUUCGAGGGGAUUGCUGUUGGAGUAGCGGCUACCAAGUCAGAUGCAUGGAAGAACCUGUGGACAAUUUCACUGCACAAGAUAUUUGCAGCAAUUGCAAUGGGGAUUGCCCUUCUAAGGAUGAUACCAAAGAGGCCAUUUUUGACGACAGUUGCUUAUUCAUUUGCCUUUGCUGUGUCGAGCCCAAUUGGGGUGGGCAUAGGCAUUGCCAUCGACGCCACUACCCAAGGGCGCACGGCAGAUUGGAUUUUUGCCAUCUCCAUGGGAAUCGCCUCUGGCGUUUUCAUCUAUGUUGCCAUCAAUCAUCUCGUCACCAAAGGCUUCAAGCCACAUGCUAAACUCUACUUUGACACUCCAUUUUUCAAGCUUCUUGCCGUGCUUUUAGGUGUGGGAGUCAUAGCUGUUGUUAUGAUAUGGGAUUAGUUAGUUACUGUUCCAUUACCGAGAAAAAUAAUCAGCACGGAAAAAUUACCUUGUAAAUCAACAUUGUAUUGCUUUCAAAGAUGUAUUUUCCUUGUAAAUUUGGGAGUGUAAUUUCAUCAGUUGCUAAAUGUAAAUAUAGCAGAUGCAGCUACUUAACUGUUCACGAACAAUUGGACAUGCAUUAACUGCAAUGGUUCUUUGCCUGGACGUUAA
Molecule: messenger RNA, 1246 nt
Organism: Coffea eugenioides
Lineage: Eukaryota; Viridiplantae; Streptophyta; Magnoliopsida; Gentianales; Rubiaceae
Product: zinc transporter 1
Exons: 2
Coding region: 17-1033 (338 amino acids)
Biological process (GO): zinc ion transmembrane transport
Cellular component (GO): membrane
Molecular function (GO): zinc ion transmembrane transporter activity
Source: RefSeq, a predicted model, not a curated record